AUGUCACGACAAUAUUCUUCAUGGGCUGCAAAUCAAGCUUUAAUAAAUCCAGAUUUAACAACGAUGAAAUUAGCAACAGUGAUGGGCAAUGAACAGGGUCAACUCAAACAUCUCGAAAGAGUUGAGGCUAUUCCACAUAUGUAUAUAAAUUUGGAUGCACCACCACCACCACCACUAUCAACAGCAACAAUGACAGCCACAAAUUUUGACACUCGAGCUACACAGCCAAUGAUGAUGUCACGACAGAAUUCAUCUUUUUUUGCUGCACCACCUGUUAUAUCGACUCCAAUAAAUGCUCAAACGAAAAUGUGGCCAGCUGAAAAACCUACUAAAAAUGCAUCAACAUUUGAAAGUGCAUCAUCAACAUCAAAACGAAGUCAUAAACAUAAACACCAUCAUCAUCAUCAUAGCGAUAAACAUCAUCAUCAUCACCAUCAUAGCCGACGAAAUCGAGCUAAAAGUGCGGAAUCAAUUAGAAAUCGACCCAAUCAAACAUUAGUUUCUUCGUCGAAAAUGAUGAUGGCUAAUCCGCAAUAUGUUGAACAAGAUCAACAACAACAACAGUCUCAACAGAUGGUUGUCUAUCGUGAAGUACCAAAUGGUGAAGGUUACGCUGUUGAUCCUAAUGGUUUAGCUACUGUUCCUUAUCAAACACAAAAUGAAACAGUUGCUGUCGAUGAUCAACAAACGCCUUGCUUUGUCUAUCGUGAUGGUAAUUUUCAACAACAACCGCAAAGAAUAGUAACAGAUGGAAUUCCUCAACAAAUUUUCUACAAUCAAGAUCAAGAUACAAAAUUUAUUCAACGAAAAAUUCCUCUACAUCCUAUACAAAAUCAAAUGAUUUCCCAUCGAGUAGCAUCUUGCAAUGAAACUCAAGUCGGCCAUCAUUCCCCACAUAUUUAUGCUCAACCUCCUUCAAUUAUGAAACAUAAUUCAUGUACUCCUACCGGUUGUAAUGUGCAAGAAAUUGAGCGAAUCUAUGUUGAAAAUGAUUGUUGUUGUUGUCGUCCAACAUCAACUAUGAAUUGCACUUCAGAUUCUUGUUUUAUUCAACAAGCUGAUGGAACAUUUUGUCUUUCACAACAACAACAACAACAACAACAACAACCAUCAUCACAAAUAGUCUAUUGUACUGAACCUAAUCAACACGAAUAUCAUUGCACAUCAAAUAAUAAUAAUAAUAUCAUUCAACAAACUAUAUCACCAGGACAACAACAAUUUGUUUAUGUUGACAAUCUACCGACAUCAAUGCAACCAACAAUGAUAAAUCAAAUACCUGUUUUUAAUUCAUUAUCAACAAACGCUGGAACGGCAUCAUCUAUUAUCAGUCUACCACAAUCACAACUUCAACGUGCAACAAGCUUCCUUGUUCAACAACAACCACAGCCUCAACAAUUACAAAUUAUUCAACAACCACAAUCCCUACAAGUUCUCCAACAACAUCAACCAAUGCAAAUUAUUCAACAGCCACAACCAUUACAGCUUAUUCAGAGUACGCAGCCACAAUUUUUACAAAUAGCAUCACCUGCAUCGCAAACGAUUCAAGCUCAACCUGUUCUUCAAACUCUUCAAAUGCCAACAUCAAGCGUCGCAGCUAGUCCUCAAAUUCUCUAUCAACGUCCCUAUGAUCCAAUUGUGAUGCCAGUUCAAAAUCAACAAAUGGCUAUAGCAAAUCCAAAUGUAUUAGCAUUAAGUCAACCAUCUUAUGCACCAUCACGUGUUAUGCCGAGUACACAAGCAACACAACCCGAUGGAGCAAAUAUGUUUCGUCAUGCGCUUAUACGAACUGUUGCUGGUCGAGCUGGCUUACCUGUUCCUUCGACAGCAUCUAAUAAUGGCGCUAUUCAAUUGAUGCAACCUACAAUCACAGCACAGACAGUUACGAAUCCAAAUCUACUAUUAGCUGGCGGUGUAAACCGAUCGGGAUCAUUGCCAAUCAUACCAUUGACACCCGGGGGGUUACUCAUCCCAUUUCAGCCAUCAGAAACGCGAGGAUUACGACCUGGACCACUUCCGCGAGCUGGUGGUUAUGGAUCAAAUCUUCAAAAUUUUACUGAUAUUCAGCAACAAAUUGACCAAAAACGUGCUCAAUUGACGCAGUCUCUACAACAAGCAGUAUUAAAUAAUCAACGCUCGUCACCACCUAUAAUAUCUGCAACAGCUAGAAAUCAAAAUAAUCCAUAUGCAUCAGGAAAUAUUUUUGCCACAGGUGCUAGACCGGGUGGAACUACAGGCUACACUCAAUCAAAUACGACAGGAAUCAGUUACUCUCAACCCUCCUUUGCUGCUGGAAACAUUCGAUCGAAUACGUCAGGUUCAUCGACUGGCCCUUAUUUUCCUCUAAGACCAUGA
Molecule: messenger RNA, 2352 nt
Organism: Rotaria socialis
Lineage: Eukaryota; Metazoa; Rotifera; Eurotatoria; Philodinida; Philodinidae
Source: the annotation of a GenBank genome assembly